GGAGGAGUCGUCUGAUGACGAAGCCGCGCCACCACCAGCGAAGAAGCAGAGGGUCGAGGAGCCAGCGAAGGCUGAAGAAUCAUCAUCAUCGGACGACGACGACAACACGACGACGCCACCGAAAGCUACAGGCGACAAGACCCCCGCGACAGCGGCCAAAGCUGGCGACGACAGUGACUCAGACUCAGAGAGCGCAGGAGAACCAGCGGCAAAGAAGCAAAAGGUGGAGACUCCUUCUGGCGAAGUCAUCUCUAAGAAAACGGUUUUCACCCCUGAUUCAUCUGCGGAAAACAACAAUUUCAAGGUACUUGAAUGGUACAUAGAGAUUGAGAUAGAUGAUACAAUUAUAAUUUAACUAGCUAAUCUUAUGUAAUUAACCUCCUCCCAUAACAGGCUUCUGGUUCCCCAUCAUUUUUCUAUUAGAGGCGGGCUGUAAAUCUUGAUUGGCUUUCACCUUUUGGUGAAGGUUUAGGUCCAGCGGCGCUCAAAGCACUAAGUAAGACAACCGGUCAGUUUUCACCUCGACAAUAUUAGGCUUAUCCCGUGCAACAAUAUAAGUGGCUAAAUUAAUCUCAAGUUCGUCUUUGUUUUUCUGAGAAGUGUAGUCAGUUGUUGGUUUCAGAAUUAGACUAGAAAUUCUCUGUUACUCCACAUAUAAGGUGUUUGUCGGCGGCUUGCCUUACAGUGCAGACGAGGAGACCGUGAAGAAAGACUUUGAGGAGUGUGGUGAAAUUGCUUACUUCAAGGCACUGAAGGAUGACGAAGGGAAAAUGAAGGGAAUCUGUUUUGUGACCUACAAAAGCCAGGAGGCAGUCGACAAGGCCCUCGCUUACAAUGGUACCGACUAUGGCGGUCGCACGAUCAAGGUCAAUAUGGCAACGCAGGGCGAAAAAGACGGCAAGGGUGCUGGAAAAGGAGGCAAGAAGGGCAAAGGCCCACGAACGGAAAAGCCUGAGGGAGGUAGAAACAAAACAACUAUUUUUUUUGUUACAGGAGAAUCGAAUAAGUCUAUCUUCCUCAACAUACUCUUGAUGUUGAUCUUGGCUUUAUUUAUGAAAGAUGUUAAUGUUUCUCUUUUCACCCAUACUUAUAAAUAUAUAGUCCCCAAGAUGAGUAACUCUUGUCUCUCUCAACACCUUCUACUUUCCACCUCGAAAUCCAAUUUCUGUUUCUUUUUGUUUACAACAACUAGGUCUCACUGUUGUGGUAAAGCGAUUUUCACGCGAGACAACAGAAGACGAGAUCCGCGCUCAUUUCUCAGAGAAGUGUGGUGAGGUUCAGGGAUGCCGUAUCGUGAAGGACAGAGAAACCGGAGAGAGCAAAGGUAUCGCUUUUCUCGAUUUCGUCGAGACUGAGAGCACCGACAAAGCCGUGGCGCUCAACCAAUCAUCAGCACUUGGAAGCGACAACAUCGUCGUCGAUUUCUCAGACACCGUCUCGGGUAGCGC
Amoebophrya sp. A25 is the source of this 1448-nucleotide messenger RNA. NCBI's taxonomy places the organism in Eukaryota, Dinophyceae, Syndiniales, Amoebophryaceae. The record is from the annotation of a GenBank genome assembly.